GGGGGAAAAAUGGCUAGCAACGACCAGUUAGAUUACCACACAAGAAGUCUUUUGCAGCUCGCAAAGUCUCUGGGUUCUCUCCGUCCAACGCCAUCAGACAAAGUAGAAUAUUUGAAGUCACUAUGUCCUGUCUAUGGAAAUCAAGGUGAAGCUGUAAACCUCAGCACCAGAGACCAGAGUGCUGUCAUAGCUUUGGGGGUCUACCUGCUGGAGUCAGGCUUACAGUACUGCGCUGAAAUCCUAGACAUUUUGCUUGAAGUUCUUAUCAGUUUGCCAACAGCAAAAUUUUCUAACGGUUUUGCUGGAGCUAACAAAUUUAAUUUGCCUGGGAUUGAAUGUUUCAGCUUUUGUUUGAACACAAUUUUAAGUGAUGUGGCAUUUAGAGCACCACAUCACAAAGAUUUGAUUGUAAAUAAACAGAUCCAGGUUCUAAAGCACUUGACCCAGACCUGUAGGAAUCUAAACAAUGCAGAUCUUGUCACUAACCAGCAGGUUCCAUUGCUGCUGGGAGUGGUCAGGUCCCUGGGUCGCUGCAGCAGUGAGGACUGUCCCCUCAUCUCCCACCUGUUCUCCGUCAGACAGCCACCCAUAUCCCAGCGCUGCUCCCCUGGCCCAGAGACACCCCAGCCCCAACCUUUCAACACUUUUAGAUCCAUCCUCCCCAGCAGUCGCUCCACCAUAUUUAUACAUUUAGGUGCAGACAGUGGUGCAACAGUAGGGGCUGGGGAUGGGAAGCUGAGUAGACGAUCUACGUGCCUGAACAUGUCAAGUUCUUCUUUAGAUACCAUAUUGUCAGACCACUCUACCAGAAAAACUUCUACAAUCAGUGUUAGUAGCCUCCCUUGUAGUAUAUACUUCAAUAAAGUAGCAUCUAGUUUCACACAGACCAGACCACUGGCAGAGAUCAACACAGAUGAGGAAUGUUUGAAGUUCAAAGAGGAAAAACUCAAACAUAUUUUACAAUGUGUAACUGCUUUUCUUUCUUCAAAAAAGUUUUUUUUUAUUAAAGUUAUCAAAAAAGCUCUUGGUGUCUAGUAGUUAUAAGAAAGGAAAAAAAAAUAUUUCAUCAAAUGCAAAAAAUAAAA
Messenger RNA from Physella acuta, 1085 nucleotides. RefSeq names its product phosphatidylinositol 4-kinase alpha. NCBI's taxonomy places the organism in Eukaryota, Metazoa, Mollusca, Gastropoda, Physidae. The record is from RefSeq and is a predicted model, not a curated record.